UCUCUCACACACACACACACACAUUUCACGCACUAACGCAGUUCAAUUCCCACCGCCAUGCCCAUGGCCUCCACCAGCUACGCCGCGCUGUGCUCUUCCCCAGCCAGGCCUUUCUCCUCCUCGCCCAAUCAAAUCCCAUUCCCUUGCUGUCUGCUGAAGCUCACAUUCCCCGAUGCCAAAAUUCCCUUCCUUUGCGCACCAAUUGCUCGAUCCAAUGCAGGACUACCAGUCUUCGUCGCCAAAGCCUCCAAAGCGGAGCCUCAGUCGUCCGAUUCGGAACAGUACGAAGAGUACGAGGUGGAAUUGGUGCAGCCGUACGGGCUUAAGUUCGCCAAGGGCAGAGACGGAGGGACUUACAUUGAUGCAAUCGCGCCGGGAGGAUCGGCCGAUAACACCGGCAUGUUCACUGUCGGGGAUAAAGUGCUCGCUACUAGUGCAGUUUUCGGGGAUGAAAUAUGGCCUGCUGCUGAAUACGGGAGAACAAUGUACACAAUGCGCCAAAGAAUCGGCCCUUUGCUCAUGAAAAUGCAAAAAAGAUAUGGAAAGGUGGAUAAUACGGGUGAAUUGUCGGAAAAGGAAAUCAUUAGAGCCGAAAGAAACUCUGGUGUUGUUAGCAACAGAGUGAGGGAAAUCCAAAUGCAAAAUUAUUUGAGGAAAAAAGAGCAAAAGGAACAGAGAGAGACUGACCUUCGUGAAGGUUUGAAGCUCUACAGGAGUGGAAAAUAUGAAGAGGCUUUGGAAAAGUUUGAGUCAGUAUUGGGAUCAAAACCGGAGCCAAAUGAAGCUGCGGUAGCGAGUUAUAAUGUAGCUUGCUGUUAUUCAAAGCUCAAUCAGAUACAAGCUGGACUUUCGGCCCUCGAGGAUGCUUUGGAAGCCGGAUUCGAAGAUUUUAAGAGAGUCCGAACAGAUCCAGACCUUGAAAACAUCAGAAAAUCGGAAGAAUUCGACCCUCUUGUGAAGAGAUUCGACGAAUCAUUUAUCAACGAGAACGCGAUCAACACUAUCAAAUCUCUAUUUGGAUUUAACAAGAAAUAAAUGUCUGGAGUUCAUUUGCCGUUACAAAACGAACACAAAAGCUUCGCUGAAUAAGCAAGAUUUCGACAUUACGGACAAUAAUCGACCGUUCGAUUCUGUGUGGAAUAGUCAUAGAGCUUUGUUACUUUUUUUUGCAGUGAAGUUUUGUUUUUACUUUGUAAAUUGUUUCUUGUAACUACAUAGCUGACUCCUGUAUUGAGGCCAAAGCAAAUGCCCAUAUUGCUGUUGAUUUUAAUCCACACUCUUUCUUAUAUAACAGCUAAAGCUCUUUUCCCCCCAGAGAAUUUUGUUGGUUCAAAGUUGAGAGGUUAUCA
This is a messenger RNA of Striga asiatica, 1349 nucleotides long. The record is from the annotation of a GenBank genome assembly. NCBI's taxonomy places the organism in Eukaryota, Viridiplantae, Streptophyta, Magnoliopsida, Lamiales, Orobanchaceae.